AAUAAUGUAAUGGGGAAGCCUAGCCAAAUAUUAAAACAUCGUCUCCUCAAACUUGUACCACUCUAGCGCUGCUUCUCUUACAAUAUCCACAGGUUAAACAAUAAAGAAGCGCGCAUUCGUAUACAUAAACAUAAACAUAAACAUACAUAGGAUUCAAUUCAAUCUCAAUAAAAGGAAAAAAAAAAAAAGACAGACAAUGGCGAAGUCCAUGGUGAGCGGUGGGAUGAUGACUGCGUUAGCUUUGCUUGUAUCGACCAGUCUCUUAAUUCCGGCCAUCGCCAAAGAACAUGGAAACGAAGGAGCCAUCCAAAUGGGGAUCGGGGGGCACGAAGGACCCGUCCGAGUCGGUAUCGGCGGGGGGCACGAAGAACCCCCGAACCAGGAAGAACAAGAACCCAGAAACAAACACCACUUCCUUGAACCCGACGACAUCGUUCUCUCGGCCUUGGUUCAGUCUACCCUUCCAAAACAUGUAGAGUCGGGUCGAUCUGAGCGGGGAGAGUUCCUCUGGGCUCACAACCGUGUGCGGGCAUACAUGAAGGAACCUCUGUUUACGUGGGACAAGAAGCUGGCGCGGUUCGCACGUAGAUUUGCAGCUGAGCGCGUCAAGGAUUGCCUUAUGAUUCACUCCAAUAAUACUGAAUUGGGCGAGAACAUCUUCUGGGGUGGCACCGCCGUGUGGACAGCCGUGGAUGUGGUGCGUUACUGGGUGAACGAGUGCAUGAACUACGACUCCGUUACCAACCAGUGCCACGAAGGCAGCCUGUGCGGCCACUACACCCAAAUUGUGUGGAGGAACAGCACGCAACUGGGCUGCGCCCUUCGUCAUUGCGAUAAUGGUGGUAUGUUCGCUAUUUGUAACUAUUACCCUUCUGGCAAUUUUGUUGGCGAGAGCCCCUUCUGUUGA
Messenger RNA from Nelumbo nucifera (sacred lotus), 907 nucleotides. RefSeq names its product pathogenesis-related protein PRB1-3-like. The record is from RefSeq and is a predicted model, not a curated record. Gene Ontology annotation, cellular component: extracellular region. Lineage: Eukaryota; Viridiplantae; Streptophyta; Magnoliopsida; Proteales; Nelumbonaceae.